Molecule: messenger RNA, 5281 nt
Organism: Triplophysa rosa
Lineage: Eukaryota; Metazoa; Chordata; Actinopteri; Cypriniformes; Nemacheilidae
Gene: rapgef3
Product: Rap guanine nucleotide exchange factor (GEF) 3
Exons: 26
Coding region: 2157-4595 (812 amino acids)
Biological process (GO): positive regulation of GTPase activity; Ras protein signal transduction
Cellular component (GO): plasma membrane
Molecular function (GO): guanyl-nucleotide exchange factor activity
Source: RefSeq, a predicted model, not a curated record
UGUUCAUAACCAUAUAAUCUGUCCUGAGAGGCCACUGUGUUCUGCUUCGGUUCCUGCCCGCCUCUAUUGUGAGCUGGGUUUGUAUUGUAUGAAAUGGAGCCUUUUGCUCGGCUCACCAAGGUCACAGCAUCACGACUGCCUCUGUGAGCAUCGCCCACAGGUGGAAAACACGUUUCCUCCCCACAACACACAGGAGGACGACUCUGUGCUGUUGCUACUUCACAAGCGAUCGCAUGUGGAUGACUAACACUGUGUAUACAAUGGAAGCACAACCACAUCCCUGUCUGUAUAGGGAGGUUAUUUGUGUUAGAAGCUUGGUGGGGCGAGGCUGUAUUGUUUGGUGGCGGACAUUCAUAUUCGUUAAAGUUCACGAAACUUAGAAAUCUGAUCUCCCACGGUGCAACUUUACAACCACGCAUUCUGCGCAUUGGUAUUGUUGUUUAAGGUAACUGUUUACAUAGCAAUCUGACCCAGACUUGAACAAUGCCACACGUUCCCUCAAAACAAAGUCAUGCAGCAUGAGGUGUUCUGUGACCUGCUAGGAGUUUGGUUGGGCUACUUAUGUGCUCCUUAGACACACUUGAAAGAUUUCUCAGGGAUUUAUGUAAGAAUGACUCUUCAUAUAGUGGCCCUAAAAUGUAUUAAGAUACAUACGCCUUUAAAUCCAUGCUUUGCCAAUUAUUGUCAAAUACAAUGAAAUUAAAAUGUGUGACAAACACCGCUGGUCCCAAUUGACUCCCAUUGUAUGGGCACAAAACACUUUUUCUCAAAAUAUCUUUUUUUGUGUUCUGCAGAAGAAAAUCUUGUUUAUUAAACAACACUAACAUAAAUAAAUUGUGCAAGAUUUGUCAUUUUUGGGUGAACCGUCCCUUUAAGUGUCCAGAUACUUUUUCAGGUCACUGUAUUUUAAGAGUCCAUUUUAUAUAGCUCUAUAGUGAUAAUCCCUAAUAUUAGCUGAAGGAAAAGAAAAAUAUGGAUGUGCUUAUAACAUUAAUCUAUGAAUUUGAGGAUAAAGUUGAUCUUAUGAAAUAUGACAGUGUAUUAUCCAGGCACUGGUAAUCAUUGAAAAGUUGCCGUGUUAUUUUUUGUUGUCACAUGUAUCCUAAGAUACACCUAUUCUCAGGUGUUCAUCACAGUAAACCCAGUGCACUACAGAGAGAUAAUUAUUCCCCAUGAGACUAGAGAAUGCUGGGAAAAUACUGCCAACAACUGUUCCCAUCUAUACCCCUCUCCAGGGACAGAGUCAUGAAGCAGAGAUGACGGGAGAAAGAUGAACAUACUCGGGGUCUGUAGACGCUGUGUCUGGGCACACGCAGGGUACAAUGAGUUUGAUGGAGAGUUAUGCGUUGUAGAGGUCUCGUAGGAGAGGGCAAGAUAUGGGUUGACCACAUUUGCACAGCAUUGGUUUAACCGGUAUACGAAGUAUCCGAUAAACAGUCGACAAGGGAGUAAAAUAUAUCUGAAAUGUUUAAUUUGUGUGACACUGGUAUCUUCACAAGAAAAUAUCACUUCUCUGAUGUCAGCCAGAUAAUAAGAGGUUCCAAAAUGAACACUCGCCAAGUGCCAAAUGUGAGAAAGAGUUGGUUUUACUGAGCAAAUAAAACAUUUCAUGGGGACAUACUGGGCAGUUGACCACUUUUUCAGGAGUGGCAACAUAAUAUAGGGUUUUAUUCACACUGUGAGGGACUAUAAAACAAAAGUGAACGAGAAAGUAAAACAAACUGCUGGCGAAACGUAUUUCAACACAAUCAAUAUAUAAUCUAAUGAAGAAAAAAGUAUUUAAUGAGAAAUAUAUAGAACAAUGCAUAGUAGUUUUAUAGUACACAGAAACUAUUUGUAAUAUUUAUUACAGUAAAUACAAAUGCCAAAUGCAUUUGAAUGCUUUUACUUCUGGAAAAUAUUAAUUGUACAGUUCUGUCUUUGGAAAUGUGGGUUUGUAUAUGGUGCUGUAGCAUACCAAUAGUCCUGUAGGCGGGUCAGCCGAUCCCUCACGGGUCAGAAGCCAAUUACAUCACCAUGACCGACUGACCGGACCAGAGGCCAAGAGAGGGGCUCACAUCACCGCCCUCAGCAACAACCACAACAAACAGUGUGAGAAAGAAAGGUUUUUGUCCGACCGAAUCCUGAAAGCCACACGGGUGGUGUACAGCACUCUGAUGGAGCGUAACCCGGGUCUCAUAAGAGACAGAAAACACCAUCUUAAGACCUACAGACAGUGCAGCUGCGGGAAGGAGCUUGUUGAUUGGCUGAUGAAACUGAAUGACUGUUUCCAGUCUCGGAGUCAGGCGGUCGGGAUGUGGCAAGUUUUGGUGGAUGAGGGCAUUCUGGGUCACGUGAAACAGGAGUUAAACUUCCAGGACAAAGACACACAAUUUUAUCGCUUCAUGGAGGCAGAAUUUGACCUUAAUAGCUCCAACAUUGAGAAAGACUCCAAAGAAGACGAGCUCCAGGAGAGUCUAUCACUGCUGGUCCAGAUGGGUCCAGAUGCUCUGCUGACUAUGAUACUGCGAAAAUGCCCAAGUCAAAGAUCUCCGGAGGACCUUGAAGUUAUUUACGAAGAGCUUCUUCACGUCAAAGCCGUGGCCCACUUGUCUACAUCUGUACGGAAGGAAUUGGCAGCAGUGCUGGUUUUUGAAAGCCAAGCCAAGGCGGGAACAGUCUUGUUCAGUCAGGGGGACAAAGGAACUUCCUGGUACAUCCUCUGGAAGGGCUCUGUUAAUGUCAUCACCCACGGCAAGGGCUUGGUGACCACACUUCAUGAAGGGGACGACUUUGGACAACUGGCUCUGGUGAACGACGCCCCCCGUGCCGCCACUAUCAUCCUAAGGGAGGACCACUGCCACUUCCUGCGGGUGGACAAGCAGGACUUCAUACGAAUCCUUAAGGACGUGGAGGCCAACACUGUCCGUCUGGAAGAACAUGGUAAAGUGGUUCUAGUCCUGGAAAAGAGCUCAGCGCAGGACUCCACCUAUCAGGGCGGAUCAGCAAACAGCAACAGGUAUACAGUAAUGUCAGGAACGCCAGAGAAGAUUUUAGAACACAUGCUUGAGACGAUUAAAUUGGAAACUAAUGGAAGUGAUUUUAUAGAUCCUAGCGUGAGUGACUUCCUCUUGACUCAUCCCGUCUUCAUGCCCUGCAGUCUGCUCUGCGCCGCCCUCCAGCAUCAUUACCAAGCAGAGCCGUCUGAAGGCACGGAUCUGGAGAAGGCAGCGUAUGCUCUCAAUACCAAGCAGAAGAUUGUAAAGCUGGUGUGUCAAUGGGUGGCUCUGUAUGGUUUGCUGCUGAGGGACGACCCUGUGGCUUCUGAAUUCCUGGAGAAAUUCAGAGAGGGAGUGAUGGCUGAUUCCAGACUCUCCACUAUGCUUAAAGAACAACUGAGGGACCGGAGAAAAAACAAAAUAACCGAGAAUGGAUGCCACACUUUAACAAAGCUCAACCAAAAGUUCGACUGGUUUUCUGCAUACGAGGAACCUGCAGGGAAAUUGCGAUCGAUUAGAGCUCAAGACAAAGUCUUGUACGAGAUCUUAAAACCGGACCAUAAAGUCAUAACGCUGAUGUUGUCAGUCGAUGCCUCUGUGAAGAACAUCUUGUCUACAUUAGUGGAUCCUGACAGCAACUAUGUCCUGGUGAAGAUGAAUUCUUCAGGAGACAGAGUCCAGCUCAAGUUGGAAGCCACAGCGGUCUCUGCCUCUCUUGGAGUGAACGAGAGGCUUUUUCUCUGUACUACAGACCAAGUGGAGCAACAGACCCCCGUAAAGGAGCAGCUCGGCCCUGAGAAAAACACCAUAGAUACGCUGGAGCAGAUGGGAUCCAAGGACAUCGCAGGCCAGCUCACCAGCUACGACUGGGAGAUCUUCAAUGCCAUGCAUGAGGUGGAGCUGGUCUACUACGUUUUUGGACGGGACAAGUUCCCAGGUGCCACCACGGCUAACCUUGAACGUUUUGUCCGUCGUUUCAAUGAGGUUCAGUAUUGGGUAGUUACUGAAUUGUGUCUCUGUGAAGAUCUGGUCAAGAGAGCAACGCUACUGAAGAAGUUUAUCAAGAUAGCCGUUGUUUUAAAAGAACAGAAAAACCUGAACUUAUUCUUCGCCGUGAUGUUCGGGCUCAGUAACAGCGCUGUUCAGAGACUAAAUAAGACAUGGGAGAGACUUCCAAACAAAACCAAAAGGAUCUACUGUGCAUAUGAAAGACUGAUGGAUCCAUCCCGUAACCACCGAGCCUACAGACUGACUGUCUCUAAACUCAGCCCUCCGUACAUUCCCUUCAUGCCACUGCUACUUAAAGAUAUGACAUUUAUCCACGAAGGAAACAAAAACUACACUGAUAAACUAGUCAACUUUGAGAAAAUGCGUCUGAUCUCGAGGACAGUGAAAACAGUGCGGGAAUGCAGAAGGCAACCUUACGUGCCUUCAUCUCCACAAAAGGGUCUGACAGAGAGAAUGUUCUUGGAUGCACAAGCAAUACGAAUAUCAACAUAUUCAGAUCAAUCUUUGAACCUGCGCAGUGCAACUUUUGAAAGACAGUACAUUCAAAACCUUAAAGUGAUUGACAAUCAGAAGAAACUAACUCAGCUAUCCAGAACCAUAGAACGCUGAGAAACCACGAGACGGCCUUUCUUCACCCCUGCUCUGCUCUACUCCAUAUUGGAGAAAAAAAAUGUAUUUCAGAAAUUUUAUGCGAUUUAUGGAAUCCGUGAUCACCCUACGUGUGGUUAUGUGGUGUUACAGUCAGUGCUUCAUGGACUGAGCUAAGCCAAACACUUCUCCAAAAAUGUUGUUGUGCCCCCUGUGGGCCAUAUCUGACACACACUAAACCACAAGCAAUGAAUUUCACUUUAGUGCUGCUGGCAAUAACUGUUAUUUAUACAUUUGUAUACUAUAACAUUGUUGAGUUUCUGUUUCUUGGUUGAUAAGCUUGAGAUAAACAUAUGUAGACACGUGGUCGCUGUAGUUUUAAAGAAAUAAUUAACAUCUGGUUGAAUUAUUAAAAAUGAAUGCACGGCUUUACACUAUUGAGUGACGUUUGAUGUGAAUUUUUAUAAUUCAACCUGUCAUGACCAAUUAUUCUUACCAUUACAGUAUUCUGGAUUAUUGAAAUGUUAACCAUUGAAGUUCAUUAAGAUGCAUUUGUAGAACAAACAACUGUGUGCAGAUGAUUAACUGCUGUAAAUACUAUUCUAAUGCCUUUGUCUAAACCAAUUAGUGCUGUAAGAUAGAACCACCAGUUUUGUAGACAGUAUAAAUAUAUAUAUGAAAGUAUAUCUUAUGCAUUUUUAUUAUGA